CUUAUACUACGGUUGCCACACCUCAAGACAUCGAUCAGAUGAUAUAUUUCAAGGGAUUCGUCCGGUUUUUCUACUUAAAUCGCUAUUAGGCCCCAGCAGGAAUCAUCUGGUCUGGAUCAGCAUAAAAAUGGAUGGAUCUGCUUCUGAAAUGCGCCCCCCUGUGGGGUGUAACGGAAAGAGCGCUGAGAGUGUCCCGAUGAAGAGAACAGACUCCCCUGUACCCAGCUGUGUUUCCAUGAAGAGUGACUGGUCAAUGGGAAAACCACUCAACUUCAGAGAGGGACCUUUUCCUACAGAUCAAAGUGUUCUGAUGAAGAGAGCAGACUCCCCUGUACCCAGCUGUGUUUCCCUGAAGAGUGACUGGUCAAUGGAGCCUCCACAUGCCUUCAGAGAGGGACCUUUUCCUACAAAUCAAAGAGACCAAAUGGAAGAAUGCAGUUCAGAUCUACAUGAUAAAUCGGGUUUAUCAUCCAUACUGAAGUCGCUAGAGGAAAAAGUCAUAAAGUUCCUAAAGGAGGAACUGAAGACAUUUGUGAGGUACCUAGAUCAGAAUUACCCAGAAUGCUCUGAGCCUCAGCUGGAGGAGGACAAUGACCUGGACAGUGAUGGUCAGAUGCAGAAGACCAGUGUUAGAGAGGUAGCUCUGAAGAUAACACUGUACAUCCUGAGGACCAUGAAGCAAGAUGAUCUUGCUGACCUGCUGGACAAGAGAAAGCUCAUGCUACAGGAAAUCAAAGCUAAACUUAAGAAGCAAUUUGAGUGUGUAUUUGAAGGGAAAGCUAAGGAAGGACAGCCAACACUUCUCAGUGAGAUUUACACAGAACUCUACAUAACUGAAGGCGGAACUGGAGCAGUCAAUGAUGAACAUGAAGUGAGACAGAUUGAAACAGCAUCCAAGAAAAGGCGAACAGAAGAUACUACAGUCAAGUGCAAUGAUAUAUUUAAACCCUUAUGUGGGCGUGAGACACCUAUCAGAACUGUACUCACUAAAGGGGUGGCAGGUAUCGGGAAAACAGUCUCUGUGCAGAAAUUUAUUCUCGACUGGGCAGAAGGAAAAGCAAACCAGGAUGUUCACUUCAUAUUUGCUCUUCCUUUCCGGGACCUGAAUUUGAUUAAGGGUGAAUACAGUCUGAUUGAACUGCUUCACCACUUUGUCCCAGAACUGAAAUCAUUUCAAUCCACUGACCUGUUUAGCUCCAAAGUCUUGUUCAUCUUUGAUGGUCUGGAUGAGUUUCGCCUUCCUCUGGAUUUUCAGAACAAUGAGAGCUGGUUUGAUGUAACAGAGAAAACGUCCCUGGAUGUGCUAUUGACUAACCUCAUUAAGGGGAAUCUGCUCCCAUCCGCUCUCCUCUGGAUAACUUCCCGGCCAGCAGCAGCCAAUCAGAUACCUGCUAAGUGUGUCCACCAGGUGACAGAGAUACGAGGGUUCAGUGAUGCCCAGAAGGAGGAGUAUUUCAAGAAGAGAUUUGAUGAUCAGAGCCUGGCCAGCAGGAUUAUCACACAUGUGAACUCAUCAAGGAGCCUCUUCAUCAUGUGCCACAUACCUGUGUUCUGCUGGAUUUCAGCCACUGUGCUUAAGAGGCUUUUUAGUGAGAUUGACAGGGGAGAAAUUCCAAGGACUCUGACUGAAAUGUACACACACUUCCUGAUCUUUCAGACAAGUGUAAAAAAUGACAAGUAUAUGAAAAACCAUGAAACUAAGCUUAAAGAAUACAGCAAGGAAUUCCUUUUGACACUUGGUGAACUUGCUUUUGACAACCUUGAGAAAGGCAAUCUCAUAUUUUAUGAGCAAGAUCUGACAGAGAAUGGCAUUGAUGUCAGUGAAGCUUCAGUUUACUCUGGAGUGUGCACAGAAGUCUUUAAAGAGGAGUAUGGGUUGUACCAGGAGAAGGUGUACUGCUUUGUGCAUCUGAGCAUCCAGGAGUAUCUCGCUGCUUUAUAUGUGUUUCUAUCAAACUCAUUAACUGACCUGCUGAAGACUGCAGUGGAUCAGGCAUUAGAGAGCAAGAAUGGACACUUGGACCUCUACCUCCGCUUCCUCCUGGGCCUCUCAACAGACUCCAGUAAGACUCUGUUACAAAGGCUACUGGGGCCGACAAGAAUCACCUCACAUAUCAUUAAGGAUACAGCCCAGUACAUCAAGGGGAAAAUAAAGGAGAAUUUAUCUCCAGAAAGGACCAUCAAUCUGUUCCACUGUCUGACUGAAUUGGGUGACAAUUCUCUAGUAGAGGAAGUACAAAGAUACCUGAAUUCAGGAAACAUUUCAGCAGAUGACCUCUCACCUGCACAAUACUCAGCUCUGGCCUUUGUGAUGCUGAUGUCAGAUGAGGAGCUGGAUGUGUUUGAUCUGAAGAAAUACAUCAGAUCAGAUGAAGAGCACUGCAGGUUGCUGCCUGUGGUCAAGAACUCCAGGACGGCUCUGCUGAACAGCUGUGAUCUCAUAGAUAAACACUGUGAAGUGCUGUCUUCAGCUCUAAGAUCAAACUCUUCCCCCCUGAGAGAGCUGGACCUGAGUGACAAUAACCUGAAGGAUUCAGGAGUGAAGCUGCUCUCUGCUGCACUGGAGGAUUUACACUGUAAACUGGAGAUACUGAGGCUGUCAGGCUGUAGAGUCACAGAAGAAGGCUGUUCUUCCCUGGCUUCAGCUCUGAAGUUAAACCCCUCACACCUGAGAGAGCUGGAUCUUAGCUACAAUCACCCAGGAGACUCAGGAGUGAAGCUGCUCUCUGCACUACUGGAGGAUCCCAGCUGUAAACUGGAGAAGCUGAAGGUGGGCCGGUGUGAACUCACAGAGAAAUGCUGUGAGGCACUGGCUUCAGCUCUCAGAUCAAACUCCUCACCCCUGAGAGAGCUGGACCUGAGUGACAAUGACCUGCAGGACUCAGGAGUGAAGCUGCUCUCUUUUGGACUGGAGGACUUACACUGUAAACUGGAGAUACUGAGGCUGUCAGGCUGUAGAGUCACAGAAGAAGGCUGUUCUUCCCUGGCUUCAGCUCUGAGAUCAAACCCCUCUCACCUGAGAGAGUUGGACCUGAGCUACAAUCACCCAGGAUUCUCAGGAGUGAAGCUGCUCUCUGCUGUACUGGAGGAUCCCAGCUGUAAACUGGAGAAGCUGAAUGUGGAUCACGGUGGAAAGUGCAGGACCAGACCAGGCUUACAGAAAUACUCCUGCCAGCUGACGCUGGACCCCAACACAGCAAACAGACUCCUGUCUCUGUCAGGGGGGGACAGGAAGGUGACAGGGGGGGCAGAGCAGCCAUAUCCUGAUCAUCCAGAGAGAUUUGACAGCUGGAGCCAAGUUCUGUGCAGAGAGAGUCUGACUGGUCGCUGUUACUGGGAGGCUGAGUGGGAUGGACAUGGAGCCUGGAUAGGAGUGACUUAUAAAGGGAUCAGGAGGAAAGGAGGGAGUGACUGUGGGCUUGGAGCCAAUAACAAGUCAUGGAUGCUUAUCUUCUCUCCUCACAGACACUCUGUCUGUCACAAUAAUAAAGAGACUCUCAUACCCAUAGAGCCCUCAGGCUCCCACAGAGUAGGAGUGUAUCUGGACUGGGGGGCUGGUGCUCUGUCCUUCUACAGAGUCUCCUCUGAUGGACUGACCCCCCUGCACAGAUUCACCUCCUCAUUCACUGAGUCCCUCUAUCCAGGGUUUGGGGUUUAUCCAAACCCCCCCGUGUCGCUGUGCAUGCUGGGAUAGCUCACUGUGUGCUGGAGGAAUCAUUUUUACCGUAUCAGUCUCACAUGUCGCUGCUUCUCCAUGGCAAAAAGGUAAAAUCUCUGCUUUAUAACCAGUAUAACCCUUUUUACUCUGUCUGAAGUGUGACGUAUGUUAAUAAUUGGGUUCUGUAAGCUGAACAAACAUGUAGAAUGACUGUUUUUCUCUGACUUAUGUUCUAUGUUGUCUGUAAAUGCACCAAAACUGCCUAAACAAAUUCAUAGUACAUGCAGUUGUACCAAUGGAGUGAAUUCUGAUUCUGAAAAAAAUAAAAUGUAAUGAAAUCUAAGCCUGAUGAGUGGGGGGAGCUUUUCCCCUCCCCUCUAUAUGUAUAUUUUAUAUUUCGGUCUAUAUAUUGUAU
Molecule: messenger RNA, 4073 nt
Organism: Brienomyrus brachyistius
Lineage: Eukaryota; Metazoa; Chordata; Actinopteri; Osteoglossiformes; Mormyridae
Product: NACHT, LRR and PYD domains-containing protein 12-like
Exons: 14
Coding region: 128-3694 (1188 amino acids)
Molecular function (GO): protein binding
Source: RefSeq, a predicted model, not a curated record